This is a messenger RNA of Arabidopsis thaliana (thale cress), 876 nucleotides long. Its product is annotated as TRAF family protein. The transcript is spliced from 6 exons. The record is from RefSeq and is marked reviewed. Lineage: Eukaryota; Viridiplantae; Streptophyta; Magnoliopsida; Brassicales; Brassicaceae. Bases 1 to 876 code for a protein of 291 amino acids.
AUGGGCAGCACCGUCUUGGACGCAAACCCGUCAACCUUAAGAGAACAUCCACCUUCCUCAUAUUCCAUCAAGUUUGAGAAUAUCGCAGAACUCGACGAUGGCAAAUACGAAUCUAGUCUUUUCGCAGCUGGCGGGUACAACUGGAGAUUGGUCAUUUAUCCAAAAGGAAACGCAAAAGACGAAGGGAGUGGAUUUAUUUCAAUGUAUGUGGAGAUUGAUAGCACAAACCUCUUGUCAUCACCACUAACUGGCGUGUUUGCGUAUCUCGUAUUCUUUGUCUACAACAAGAAAACAGACAAAUACUUUACUAUUAAAGAUUCAGAACUGAAGCGGUUCAAUGCAUUUAGAACGGUGUGGGGAUUGUCUCAAGGAGAUCAAUGUGAAUUUGGUGUUGAUGUUCUGGUUGCUCCAUCCCUUACUAAAUGGGAAGUCGUGUCCUUUAAUCAGAAAAUCCUUGAUCCCAAGUUCUCGUGGUCUCUCAAGAAAUUUAAAGAGUUAAAAGAGGAGUUAUACAACUCAGACAAGUUUUUAGUAGGAGGAAGGCAAUGGUUUCUAAAGGUGCAUCCUAAGGGUGUUAAAGCACGAGACAACUCGUUAUCCAUUUAUGUGUAUUUAAGUGAAAGUGAAACACUCAAUGCAGAGGAGAAAAUCUACACGCGAGUACAUCUUAGAGUUUUAGAUCCGUUUGGAUCCAUUCACCAAGCCGGGCAAUGCAACUUCUGGCGCACAAAUACAAAUAAAAACCAAGGCUAUGGUUGGCCUACUUUUGCGUCUUUAGAUAAAGUGCGAGAGAAGUACUUGGACAAUGAGGGUUCUUUGAACAUAGAGAUUGAAUUUGCAGUUGUUUCUAGCACCAAAUACUCUCCUGUUAACUAA